GUAUCUGUAGUUCUUUAAUCAGAGUUAUUUGUUUGAUCAGAGGGGUGUGUAUUCCACAGCUCUCAUUGUUUUCUUUCUGCCUGGUUCAAAGCCACGCCCACUGGAACACCUGUCUCAUCCAGCCGGUACAGGUGUUCUGCCCUCAGGAUUAGAAGGUCUGAGCUGAUCUGGGCUCCGCCUCACAGACUCAGCUCACAAACAUGCGGACACUGUUCAGAGACGUGGCGAAAACCUGCUGGAACGGAACCAGAACCUGAUCCAGAGGAGGUUCUGGCUGGUCUGAGUUUGGAGCAGAAGGCCUGAGAUGUUCCUGCAGCAGCUGCUGGUGGUCCUGCUGAUUUCCCAGCAUGCCUUGGGGCUCCAGGUGGAGGUGUUUGAGGGGGAGGAGUCUGUCCUGCUGCCCUGUCAGGUCAAACCUUCUGUGUCCAGUGGUUCUACAACAGUUUGGGACAGAGACGACUUCCGGAUCCCCACGGUCCAUGUUCGUGAGCCGGCUGGGGAUUAUCUGAAGGACCAGAACCAGCGUUAUGAAGGUCGGACCUCAAUGAUGGAGGACGCUCUGCAGACCGGAGACCUCAGUCUGACUCUGAGGAAACCCACCUUCACCGACAGCGGGAACUUCACCUGCACCGUCCGCAGGAUGGGAGAAGAUCUGCACCAAGAAACUGUGGAGCUGCAGGUCAAAGAAGCUCCUCCUCCUGUCUGGCCCUGGGUUCUGCUUGGGGUUCUGAUCCCUGUAGUUCUGCUGGUUGGUCCAGCAGCUGUUUGGUACUACAGAUGGAAAAAGAAGCACACAGCAGAGCUUAGGUCGGAAACAGUGGAGAUCAGAGAAGGGGAGAAGUCUGUCCUGCUGCCCCUAAAAGCCAACAGAGCCUUUCCCCAGGAUGUCAGAGUGGAGUGGACCCGUUCUGACCAGAACAUCAGAGUCCCGGGGUUUUAG
Molecule: messenger RNA, 940 nt
Organism: Cyprinodon tularosa
Lineage: Eukaryota; Metazoa; Chordata; Actinopteri; Cyprinodontiformes; Cyprinodontidae
Product: myelin-oligodendrocyte glycoprotein-like
Exons: 4
Coding region: 305-940 (211 amino acids)
Source: RefSeq, a predicted model, not a curated record